AUGAUCUCUGCUGAUUUCAAUUUAGUGGCCGACGACAACACCACUGCGCCGACCCCCAAUCCUCCCCUGUCCGACGAAGAACUGGCUGCACGAUACUGGCCCUGGUAUGGACAUGGUGAUCUGUUGCCCUGCGUUCGCUGCCUGGAGGUUGUGCUGCAGGGGUCUGUGAUGUGGGAGCAUAGAAUUGGUCGUCAUGUCCAGCAUGAAGGCAAAAACACCACUGAGUAUACGCAAUGCCUGCCUGUCCCCAAGCCCAACCGUGGCUUGGUUUGCCUCCCUUGCCGUAUUGAGGGGAAAUCUUGCCUCCAAAUUUGUCCGGCGGUGGCCAAAGACCUCAAGGAGGCUCUCUGGCAGUAUUUUGUGGUGGAUCUGCCAAAGGCCUCGCCACGGGACCAUCGGCUGAUGGGUGACCCCGGCCCGCCCACCACGCUCAUCGAAUCCACCAAGGCCAAGCUGGAGGAGAUCAAGCAUGACCGGAAUGUAAAUCGUUAUCAAAACAAGAAGCUUCAGCAGAAAGUCAGAGCUCUGCUUGCACGGAUUGAAUCCCGCCCACUGGCGCCCUCGACCCGGUGA
Molecule: messenger RNA, 573 nt
Organism: Penicillium lagena
Lineage: Eukaryota; Fungi; Ascomycota; Eurotiomycetes; Eurotiales; Aspergillaceae
Exons: 2
Coding region: 1-573 (190 amino acids)
Source: RefSeq, a predicted model, not a curated record